This is a messenger RNA of Nezara viridula (southern green stink bug), 2420 nucleotides long. The record is from the annotation of a GenBank genome assembly. Lineage: Eukaryota; Metazoa; Arthropoda; Insecta; Hemiptera; Pentatomidae.
GUUUUGAUGCCUACUAGUCUUAUCAGCUUAAUUGUCAUGUUUGAGAUUUGGAAUGUUCUUGUGAUAUAAUUGUAUUCCGUAUUAUAAUUAGUAGAAUGGCAGCUGAAAUAAAAGCUGCUGUAGGAGCUCCUGGUGAUAGAUUUAAUUCAACCAAGAAGCUAACAUUACUGUCAAAAUUAGAAGGAUCUGCUGAUGAUGUUAAUCAGGCAAUUAUUAUUCCAGGGCAAGAAGGUGUCAUCAGUGUUUCAGAUGACCGUUCCGUUAGAGUAUGGCUUAAAAGGGAUUCUGGUCAAUACUGGCCGAGCAUAUGCCAUUACGUGGCUGCUGCAGCUAGUGCAUUGUAUUUCAGACAAGAAACUAGACAACUAUUUGUUGGUUUAGAAAAUGGGACUAUUUCAGAAUUCAAGCUUGCUGAUGACUACAACAGAUUAAAUCAUGUCCGUGAUAUAUCGGCUCAUCAAGCUCGAGUUACACAUUUACAUUUUGCUCUUGACUGUGAGUGGAUCCUUUCAAUAGCCAGAGAUAAGAUGUUUCAGUUAUACUGUAGUGAAUCUGUUUGUAAUCUUGGUUCUUACUCAACUUCAGCUUGGUGUACCGCCCUGGUAUUUGAUUCACAAUCAAAACAUGCUUUUGUUGGUGAUUACUCUGGAUGCAUAACAAUGUUAAAACUUUCUGAAAAUGGUGUUCAAGAGAUUACUAAAUUGAAAGGUCAUUCUGGAAGCAUAAGAGCUCUUGAAUGGGAUCCUGCAGAACAAAGGUUGUUUUCAGGUAGCUUUGAUCACAUUGUGAUCGUUUGGGAUAUAGGUGGUCAACAAGGUACAGCCUAUGAACUUCAAGGACAUAGAAACAAAGUUACUUCAUUAUGCUAUGCCUCUGUUAAGAAGCAGUUAAUUUCUGGUGGAGAAGAUGCUGUGAUUAUUUUUUGGGAUAUGACAGCACAAAGAAAAGAGACUCCAGAAUGGGUUGAGUCAGAUACCUGCCAAAUUUGCAUGAAGCCUUUUUUCUGGAAUUUAAGAGCGAUGGUUGAAACACAUACAUUAGGCCUCAGACAGCAUCAUUGCCGUGCUUGUGGGCGUGCAGUAUGUGACUCCUGCUCUAACCCUACAAUUGCCAUACCCAGUCUUGGAUUUGAAUUUCCUGUCAGGGUGUGUGGACCCUGCCAUCUUCAUCUAAAAGCUCAGGAGAAUGUCUCCCUAGCUAGCUUUCAUGAAGCAAAACAUUCUAUUGCAUGGAUGGAUUUGGAUGAAAGUCAAAAAAGACUUCUUACUAUUGGACAAGAUCGAAUGAUUAAGCUGUGGGAUGCUUCACAACUUUUAUAGGCCUUUGUGCUUUUCUUGUAUUUACUUUGUACAUAUCCUGAUUUUAUUUUGUGGCAAUCUCGACUGAAAAAGUAUUGUUCAGAGAAUUGUAAAUGUUAGAUUAAGCUAUUGAUUUUUGAGCUUUGCUUUUUACUAAUAAACAUUUCUCGUCAUGUGAAUAUCCAAUAAGACUAGGUUAGUAUGAUACUGUUUAUUGAUAAAGGGUAAUCAAAAGAAGAGAUCUGUGAAGGAGCUUACUUUACACAAAUUAUUUUUAUUUAUGUUGUCAACAAAAAGUGAAUUUUUUGUUUUAUAUUUAUUUUCUUGGUUCCUUAAUAAUAGUCUUUCUAUAUGUGGGUUGAGUAUCUUUGUUUAGAUGAUUAAGGUUGCUACAUUAAAUAUUUAUUGUUAAUUUAUUAUUUGUUAUAUUUUCAUAUGACUGAAAAUUAUUGAAUAAAAAAUUAAUUUUUAAUAUUAGAAUUUAUUCAUCGUCAAUUAAAUAAUUUUUUUAUAAUAAAAUAAUAAAUGGGACCAUUUGGUUCUAAAAUAUUUGUUGUUCUGAUUGAAUCUGAAAUAGUUGUUAAAUAUUGCAUUUUUUACAACUGAGAAAUCCUGGUAUCACUAUUUUUUAAGUACAUAUAUAACUAAUCAUUUUCCAUUACUAUAAAACAGAGGUAAUUUACUUCUUGGGGUUAAAUUGCCCUCAAGCUAGAAUAAUUUUUUUUAUAAGGUUAGCAAAAACUUAUAGAGUGACAGCCUUGAGAAUGGUUUCUCUAUGAAAACAGCUGUUAGUCAGGUUCUCUAAGAAGCAAAAAGGAAAACGUAUCGAAGUUGGAAAGAAAUAAGUGAUUCUAAUUUUAGAGUAAUGUUACCUCUUGAGGUGCGAAAUUCCUCUGUUUUACAGUACUGUUAGUAGUAAUUAGAUUAUGAGUAUUUAUAGGACUUAAUGUGUAUAAAAUAUAUUUAAUAAAGUCAAAAUAUGGAUAUUUUAAAUAAUUUCUGAUCUAUAAAACAGAAAUUGUUAAUAUUCCUUCAAUAAUGUCAAUUCAUUUGUAAAUAAUGAAAUAUGUUUUAUUAUUACUAAAAAGUAUAUAAUAAAAUUUAUUAGAAAUGUUAGCUGGA